CUCUUUUCAGCGUCACACAAAACAUUGUCCAGACAACCGGCAGCGGUUGGAGCUGUAAGAUGAGUCUGAGCUCAGUCAGUUUGAGCUUUACUGAUGUUUUAUGGGCUUUUCUGGCUUCAUGUUUCCUUUUAGCUUUCUGUGUUCACAAGAUAUCUCUGAGACAUGAAACCCGUCGUGUUUACGUGUUAUUUCAGGAUCUGAUUCGAUACGGAAAAACAAAACAAACCCUCAAACGAGAUGACAGACUGCGACUGUUUGACGUCCCGAAGAGGUGGUUCUGGCACUUCUAUGCCAUCUCUGUUGGCUGGAAUGGUCUUCUUCUGACCAUCUACCUGAACUUGAUAUUUCAGCAUCAGUCAUUACCGUCAUGGCUGACUGGAAUAUUAGACAUUUUGACAGGUGUACCGAGCACCGACAGUCACGUCCCACAGCUGUCUACUCUGCUGGUGCUGCUGCUGCUCUGCGUCCACUCCCUCAGGAGGCUGCUGGAGUGCCUCUUUGUCAGCGUUUUCUCUGAUGGAGCCUUACAUUUGGUGCAGUAUGUAUUCGGCGUGUGCUAUUACAUCGUACUGGGGUUGACUGUGCUCUGCUCAGAUCGUCUGGAAAAAGGGACUGGAACCCUCCUCUCUCAGCUGGACUGGUUUCAUGUGGCUGGAAGUGCACUUUUCAUCGGGGCCUCACUGAUGCAGCAUCAGUCCAUGGUCCUGCUGGCCAGGCUCCGCACUGGAAAGACAGGAGCAGUGGAGACGCUGGCUCACAGAGCGCCGGAGGGCGGCUGGUUCGAGCUGGUGUCUUGCCCACAUUACUUCGCUGAGCUACUGAUCUACGUCUCGCUGAGUUUGGUUUUCGGCGGUCUGACUCUCACCUGGUGGCUCGUUGUCCUUUAUGUGCUCUUCAACCAGGCGCUGGCAGCACAGCUUUGUCACGAGCUUUAUAUCAGCAAAUAUGAGUCAUACCCAAGACACAGAAAAGCAUUUAUACCUUUUGUGCUGUGAAAAGUUGUCAUUUUGCGUUCCUGUUUUGGGAACUGUAAAGUCCUUGCAAAAUGUCAGAGACAUCUGAGGAUCUGAAGGUGUGAGAGUAAAACUCACCUCUCUCUCUGCGUUGAUUGACAAGGUGCUCUCGACCAAGUGAAGCUGCUCAAUAGUCGACAGGACGACAUGUGAGGCAUGGCAGAGCCGCAGAAACAUUUGUCUCUCCAGGUGAGAGGUGAGCUGUGAGACUGAUGUGAAGAAAUGAGGAAUGUUACAAAUCACUUGUUCAUUGCAAGAUAUUGUUUUUGUUAUAAUAAGGUACAUUCAUGUAAUAAUAAUGACACAUUUUCUCUAUUAUAACAUGCAGACUUAUCUUGUUGUAACACAUAAGAUAAGUAAAGUUGUUAAAUAAGGAUGUUUAAAAUGUUUCUUUGAUAAAAAAAAAGGUCCUUGAGAAUAUUAAAUCAGAUAAAUUGAGGCUUUGACUGAAUAUUUUUCUUGUUAUAGCAACAUAAAAUGUUCUCUUCAUAACAACACAUACCGGCUUGUCUUUUAUAAUGAUGGUUUUGUUAAAAUAAGUGGGUAUGUCGCGAUAACAAGAGAAAUAUACAAGUUAUUUUUUUACAACAAGAACAUUUUCAUGGUACAAACAACAAUAUCCUGCUAUUGUUCAAACGUUGGGAAGAUGUUUUUUGAUAUGAUAUCACUUUUGUUGUAUUAAAUACUACACAUAUACCCAAUAAAAAGGAAAACUGAU
Messenger RNA from Sebastes umbrosus (honeycomb rockfish), 1731 nucleotides. RefSeq names its product steroid 5 alpha-reductase 3 (gene srd5a3). The transcript is spliced from 5 exons. The record is from RefSeq and is a predicted model, not a curated record. Lineage: Eukaryota; Metazoa; Chordata; Actinopteri; Perciformes; Sebastidae. Bases 60 to 995 code for a protein of 311 amino acids. Gene Ontology annotation, biological process: dolichol-linked oligosaccharide biosynthetic process; polyprenol catabolic process. Gene Ontology annotation, molecular function: 3-oxo-5-alpha-steroid 4-dehydrogenase activity. Gene Ontology annotation, cellular component: endoplasmic reticulum.